Molecule: messenger RNA, 5655 nt
Organism: Symbiodinium sp. CCMP2592
Lineage: Eukaryota; Dinophyceae; Suessiales; Symbiodiniaceae
Source: the annotation of a GenBank genome assembly
AUGGAAGAGAUCACUGAGAAGCGUGCACCCAGAAAGUACCCCGAAGGUGAGUGCCGUGGUCUCUCUGAGGAGGAGUUCAAGCGCUUGUUUGAUGAGGUCGGGCAUGCGAUGGAUUUCCAGACGAUCUACCUGGUUCAGCCUUUGACGACUAGGACGGCGGGGGAAGUUACAGCUGCGGUGCAGUCCUUGGUUCUUCGCCUCAAGGCGGAGGGACUGUACAUUUCGCGGAUGCACGCGGAUCGAGCACGUGAGCUUCGUGUGGAGUCCAUAAAAAGGUGGGCCCUCGAGAGAGGGAUCUUCUGCACCUACACGGAAGGACAAUCUCCUCAGGCUAACGGGAAGGCGGAGGCUGGAGUCAAGUGGGUGAAGUCGGCGGUGAAGAGACUUCUUGCGGCUGGUGAUCUACCAAAAGAGGCUUGGGCAGUGGCUGCAAACUACGCAACGCAGACAAGGAUGGAACAGCUACUUCGACAGUCCUCUUCUAUGCUACCGUUCGGAACGAAGGUCCAUGUCCGGUCCAAGGUCUACGGAGCAGGUGGAAAGUAUGAUUUGGACUCACGAUGGAAGGCUGGAACGUAUGUUGGUCCCAGUUUGGAAGUACGCGGCGGUCAUUUGAUACGGUUUGAGGACGGGGCUUACAUGACGAGCACGCACUUGAGACCCUAUCUCUUUGAGCCCGACAAGGUUGUGGAGCUGGAGGAGUACGAGGUGAUGUUACCGAUGCCCACAAGGAGACUGCGGGAGAAAUCUGGACCUCAGGCCCAAGAACCUGAAGAUGACCGUGAGGCGCUCAGUCUGAAGUAUGACCCUGAACAUCCAGCGGAACAGUAUGCCAUGAGGCUACUUGAGGAGGAGUCUAUGACCGCGGAUCAGCUGGAGACUUUGGCACGGAUGCUUCCAUCUACGGCACCUACCCCAAAACGUUUUGGCCCUCAGAAGGACACACAGAAGGUCUGGACAACAGGUGCCUACGUCCAUGGAGGCAUUGUUGGAGUCAAGAAGGCCACUGCUGUUUUCCCUGCCAGUACGAAUGCCUUUGUGAAGUAUGUGAAGCAGCUAGAUCCGGACCACAAGUUCAAUGCUGUGGCUGUGACAACAGACAUAGAAGCAAAGCAGCACGUGGAUGCGCACAACGUGGGAAUGAACCUAGUUGCAGGCCUCAGCCGGGAGGUUGGUGAAAGCGGAUCCUCAGGAGCUUGUCGGGGAGGAGAUCACAUGUUGAACUUGCCCCACGACAUGGAGUUAGCUAUUGGUGAUCUAGAGGAUCGAGCUUGCAGACUGCGUGAUUUACUUGAAGAGGAAGAGAUCUUGUCCGAAGAGUACAGAAGGCUUGGUCAAGCCACGCGGGAGAACCUGAAGGACACCAGGGACCAGGUUUGUGAGUUUUUAGAACAAGUUCAUGAGGAGCUGCUUGGUCUUGAAAGACUACAGACAGUUGCAUGCUUGAGGGCAGUGAGGACGAUGACCGACCCCGCUGUAGACGACACCGUGGACUAUGAGGCGUUGUUGGACAGCCUUGAGGAGGACCUUAAGGUUGUCCACACAGUCCCUGUCAACCAAGUCAGAAAGGCCUUGGAAAGGUGGACUGCAGCAAUUCGAAAGGAGGUCGAAGCCUUGUUCUCUUCUGGAACUUUGAGAAGGGUGACUAUCGAAGAGGCCAAGGAGAUGGAGUCCCAAGGUCUCGUUACGUUUGCCCCAGCAAAAUGCAUCUUCACGCUCAAGCCUACUGUUUCAGAGCCGGAGCUUUGGAUCAUAUUGGACGAGGUGACUGGCGUCAUGUACGGGCUCAUGGUCUUGUAUGUGGAUGAUAUUGCCUAUUUCUCCACCGAGCCUAUUGUGUUGGCUGUGCACGCUUACGUGAUUGAAGAAUGGCCGGCCAGCGAACUUGAAUGGAUAACCGAAACCAACACUGUUCGGUAUCUUGGAGUUGAGAUUGGACGAGAAGUUCGCACCAAUGAAGAUGGAGAGGCUUUCCGUGUGUACACCAUUGGACAAUCUGCCUACGUUCGGGAUCUGCUUAGGAGCUAUGAUAUGGUUGAUGUGGCCCCUACAGCUCUGCCUGUACCAAAGGAGUGGAUCGAAACAGCCGAGAACGAUGAUGAGCCGGAGACCGACUACGACGAGCAGCCUGACUUGAUGUUUGUUGUCUCUCAUGCUGCUGGUUUGGUAGCAAAGAAGCCCUCCUACGUGGUGCGUCUGGGCACGAGACUGCUGGCAUACUUAGCCGGAACGGCUGAGCUGAAGAUGACAAUGGGUCCAACCGAGAACACCGUGGAGCAAGAGCUUAUCGCCUACACGGAUGCCUCUUACGCGCCGUUCGGGCGCAGAUCCUUUGGUGCAGCUGUUAUCACUUUUGCUGGAUCUCCAGUGGCCUGGAAGUCUGGCCGCCAGAGCUUCAUCACAUUGAGUGUUACUAUGGAAGCAGAGUUGUACGCUGCAACUCAGGGUUGUACCUUGCUGAACUCGGUGUACGCAUUACUUGCUGAGGUUUACCCUUGUCAGGUCAGGCGGGUGCUGGCUGUGGAUAACACCAGCGCUGCAGCGAUGCUGGCGGGUGGCCACGGGAGCCAAAGGACCAGACACCUUAAGAUCCGAGCGAACUACGUGAGGGAAGCCGUUGAGGAAGGCAACCUUGAGAUCCGUCACACGCCAGGCAGUGAGCAGUUAGCGGACCUGUCCACGAAGAUGCAGUCGAAGAUUAGGCUGCAACAGCUCUUGAGGCUUUGGGGAUUUGUGGGCCUUGCUGCAAAUGUGAUCCAGACCAUGAAAAUCAAGCUUCUAGCAGCUCUGAUGAUGCUUGCUCAGUGUGUGUGCCCAGCUAGAGGUCAAGGAGUUGAGAGCAAAGACCCCUUGCCAGUGUCUACGUGGGAUGAGCUCCUGAUCAUGCUGGUGCUGAUAGCCUUCGUUGUGGUUUGUGCUUGGGAACUUCUUCGAUGUGGAUACCGACGGGUUCUAAGGUGGCACAAAAGGUACCGCAAGGCUGUGAAGUAUGAACGAAUGUCUCAGUUCACCUCCAAGGCAGCGAAGAAAGAGGACGCCGCAGUUUCCCACGGCAUCCUCUGCCGGAAGUACGCCGUUACCGACUACCUCAACCACCAGGCCGAGAUCUUCUACACCCCCGGUGCAACGGAGGCCAUCGACACCACCUACCGGAACAAGCGGCUGAUGGUUCGCCUUAUAUCCACGGAUGUCACGGACCGCCAGCUUCGCUACGUCUUGUACUUGUGGCGGCACAGGUCCAAGGCGUUUUCUUCGCUCUCUGCACUUCGUGUCCUGGACGCAUCCCGCAACCGCCUCGUGCUCACAAACUCCACUCCCUUCGAUGCCCUCACAGACCUGGAGCUUUUGGACCUCUCCGACAACAAGCUCACCGACCUCCCACCAGGUCUAUUCAGGAACCUUCAGAAGCUCACCGCUCUGAGCCUCGCAGAGAACGAGCUGAAAGUGCUACCGCCGGGAACGUUUCAGGGUCUCGAAGGCCUCCGGCGAUUAGACCUGCACGUGGCCGGGUUGCAUGAACUCCAGCAAGAGGCAUUUCGCGGACUGGACUCCUUAGGCUUCCUGGAUCUGUCUCAGAACUCCUUGUGCGACCUGCCAGACGGCAGCUUCGGUUCUCUGUCUUGUGCUGAACUCGGCGACACGCCGCCCUUCGUGACGAUGCCAGGGAGAGGGUCUGUGCAGACGAGGCAUCUGCAGACGGCCAUUCAUGACGCCGCCUCUCGGGGCCCGCGAGCCUUUCUGGGGUUUCUGCAACCUCACACCGCAGAGCGCUUUGCAAGCUGGAGUCCCUACAACCUCACUGCGGCGCUGCACAAGAUAGUCGGCAUGAGGCGCUCUCGGUUAGAAAGUUGGCUUGUUGAAGAGUUGCGCACGGCUGCUUGGGAGCUCGGAGCAGCAGCGGUGAGGUCGGAUCUUCUUGACUCCCGUCAGCUGAGCAACCUGCUUUUGGACCUUCGGCAGCUGGAGCUCUGGGACGUGCUGCGAAAAUUGGGCCCGGAGCUUCUCAAAAGAGUUGACACUGGCUUUUCCGAGCUCUCUGCUUGGGACUUGACCAACGCUUUGUCUGGCUGCGCAGCUCCCGCCUUGUUGGACGAUCUUACUCUGAAAGCAGUUUUUCGGGCAGUCAUGCACAAGCUGGCAGGCUGCGAUGCGUGGUAUUGGUGCAAAUGGAAGGGCAAAGAUGUUGCAAAUACUGCCUAUGCACUUGGCCUUUGGCGGCAAUCUGCCGACGACCUGGUGAGCACCGCAGAUGCGUGGUCAUUGACGCAAUCGCUCUGGACACGCACCCUGGAGCUCGCAGCCGGCAUGGAGGCUGAGGAGUAUGUCAACGUCUUGUGGGCCAUGUCUGAGUUUCGGGUCAAGGGCUCGCACCUUUGCCAGGUGGUUGACACUUCCCUCGACGUACUACGCAGAUGCCGCAGGAACUUGGGGCCAGACCUCUUGAGCCGCUUUGCUUCCGCGCUAGCAGAGCUCUGCAGGCGUCAGGGCACGGAAAACCCACAGGACAGGUCGCGUGCGAGCACCACAGGUGGCUCGAACUACGUGAACUCCUCCGAACGGAUUUUUUUUGAGAUGGUGGCGGAAGAGUCCUGGAGGAUGACUUGGCCGGUCGCACGCCGUGGACGUUUGGUUUGGUCCUUCGCGUGCAUGCGCUUGAAGCACGUGGCGCUUUUCGAACAUGUCUUGGGAGAGAGCAGAUGGGAGAUGUGCUCGGAAGGCGGUUUGGCUGACAUUUGUUGGGCAUUGGUCACCGUGCAGCCCGCUGAAGUUGAGACUUCCUCUCGCCUGAGGGACCUACUUCCUCACCUUUCAUCCCGACGGCUACCUCAGUGGCUGUGGCUGCUGUUGCUGUGGUGCUUUGCGGUCGCCGACAUUUCUAUUCCAUCGGCGCUACAAGAGCACAUCUACUGCGCCCUUUCAAGCACGGGGGCCGGCCAUGCUGCGGCAACUGAGGGCUACAGCUGGACCGAGAUCGAUGCCCGGAUGCUGGACCAAGUUCUCAUGCUCUUAGGCUGGCAAUCUUACAGUAGCAGCUUUUGCCCCACGGCUAAAGGAAAUCCUCCGAUGCCCUCGGCUUUUCAACGUGAUGUUUUCGACAUGCUGGAAGAGAUGGGCCUAACCCCAGAGUUUGAAGCAGAGGGUUUCGAUCUCUUCGUUAGAGACAGGUGCUUAGCAAUGGAGGUGAAUGGGCCUGCGCACUACGCCCUAGAUUUGGAGCAUUGGGACUACCAUGCUGAAGUGGGCCGCAGCUUGUUGAAGCGACGCCUAGCUUCGAAGAAGGGCUACCAUUUUGUCACAGUGCCAUGGUGGGAGUGGGAUCAAGCCUUGCGUGAUCGUGGCGGUCGACGUGGAUACCUGCAAAGCUUAGUGUCCAGACACAUGACCACAGACUGGGGUUCCGCUUUUGCAAGCACCUCCGACUUGCGAGGGCAAAGGAGUGACAGCGCAGAAGCAGAGACCAAGCGGGGCUACACGCCUGCUGGGGCGCCAUGGUCUGAUGGUGCACAGAUGCCGGUGCCGCCCUGCAGAGCUGAGGGAAGUAAGGACCGUGCUUGGGACAACUGGAAGUCCUCGGAAUGGUGGCUUUGGGGCUGGAGGGAUGGCUGGUGCAGCCAUGGCGGUUGGAGCGACGGGAGCUGGAAGCGGCAGGAUUAG